Molecule: messenger RNA, 1122 nt
Organism: Prorocentrum cordatum
Lineage: Eukaryota; Dinophyceae; Prorocentrales; Prorocentraceae
Source: the annotation of a GenBank genome assembly
AUGCCUCAUGUGCGGAGUCUCGCAUCCAGGUGUAGACGUCGGGCUCGGGCUUGCCAACUUCGCUGGGUUCGACAGGAUUGUCCUCUUCCGUUGGUGCUCGAUGGCCUAGUCGCCCGUGACACGGUAUUGCAUGAAGAGUUGGAUACUAAGGCUAAUGAGCGUGACACGGUAUUGCAUGAAGAGUUGGAUACUAAGGCUAAUGAGUUGUUGACUGCAUUACUCCAUCCCUCCGAUAGCUGCGCAAUAGUUGAUUCAGUUGUAGCUCCCGACACGUCUCCUUCUAGGAGUGUUCGGGUCGAGGAUUGUGUUCCAGAGGUCCGCUACGCGUCUUCAAUGGAGGAUGGGACCCAGGUUGACUGCCCAAGGAAGCUUUCAGUUCGUACGAGAGUUGCUUCAGUUUCAGUCCAUGGAAGUGGCAUCGUUGCCAGUGGUAUGGAGUCGAGGGCGCUUGGAUGGUGGAAAUCUCGACAGAGUAUUGCUGGGGAGUGGCUCGGUACUGCAUCUGUCUCGCGUUCGCUUUCUUCCCCAUCGCGUGAUGUUCAGAGUUCUUCUUAUGGGAGUGAUGAUAAUGUUCCUGCGGUCCGCUACACACCUUCAUAUGACCCUAUCGCCGAAAAUGAGCGUGAAGUGUACGAUUCAAGUUCUGAUGAUGUCGACGCCAUGGACGAUUGGCAAAUUGGCGAGAGAUACGCGGCUGAGAUCAAAGACGUUUUGGCUCAUAUCGAGGUCUCUGUGGAAGUUCUAGGUAAUGAUGUUCUUCGGGAUAAACAUCUUGCCACUCAGCUGGAGAUAGAUAAGACUGGUGAAUAUCUUGCCAUUGGAACUCGAGGUAUGGAAGCUCACGAUCUGCUGGAUGAGCUUUAUAGGCUGCAUAAGGCGAAGGAUGAUCGUUGGCAUGGGUUUAUUUCACGGCUAAGGGAUGAUGAAUUCUUGACAAAGGCCGAGCGGCAAAACUGCGUGAGUAAUCUGUUGAUGGUCCAUGAUUUGAAGUUGGAAGACAUUCGGGAACACAUUAAGACAGGGACGGAGUUUGAGUAUGGACGCGAGAAAGAAAUAGAGGAAUUGAGCUUGUGUAUGGAUGCGUGGAAAGAUUUUCUUAUGAGUAUGUCUGGCUCCUUCUAG